AUGUUCAUCGAAGUCUCCAUUUUUGGAUCAUCAGAGUAUCCUGAAUGCGAACAUUUCACUCUCGGGGGACGGCUACAUCAUCAAGGCCAUGUUGGCACUAUCUCCGACCGCGUUGCAACAAUGAACGGAGUGAACUCAUUGUGGAAGUUUAAUGGUCAAGGCAGACCACGGAAGUGCUGGGAAUACACCGACAAGGAGUGGUUUUUGGGGUUGCUCCACGGUGACAACUCAGAGAACACAUUUGCUAUUCACGGGUCCUACAUAAACGCGCAGACCAUCAUUACCAGCACGACAAACCUGCCUGACCACAAAAACAACUUCUUCCACAAAUAUGGGACAAAAGACGAAACAGGCCACUUUUGUUUUGAUGAACUUGACAACAGAAUAUUUGCGACCGGAUGUAUUAUAAAUCCGGCAUUGCGAUUCAAUCAGCCGAAUUCAAAGUAG
Messenger RNA from Caenorhabditis remanei, 447 nucleotides. RefSeq lists its product as uncharacterized. The record is from RefSeq and is a predicted model, not a curated record. The transcript is spliced from 5 exons. Lineage: Eukaryota; Metazoa; Nematoda; Chromadorea; Rhabditida; Rhabditidae. Bases 1 to 447 code for a protein of 148 amino acids.